AAGCUACGUAAUUUAUCUAAGUUACGCAUCCAACAGUAACAAGCGCAAUGAGAUUGAGACAGCUUCCGUUUACCGGUUCCAGAUCAAGCGCAAAAGCAACAGUCGUAUCUUAUUGAAGAAUAAGACUUUUGACGUGCGUGACCCAGACCUCUUGACAGGCGGACGUCGUUGUGUCUCCUGUCUAUUGAAGGGAUAAUACUUAAUUUUACGUAAGCUAUUUUUUACGCUGUGUUUCAACUGCAGUCUUCGUUCUGCGCUAGACUUUCCCCGUAUAUUUAUUUCCUGAAUAAACACGGCCUCCGCAACAAUACGCAUUCAUGCUGGUUAGAGUUUCCGUCAUGAGAACUGCAGCCGCUGGCUUCCCGUCUCUGUUGUAGAAUAAAAACGAAGAGGAAAAAAAGACUGGUGGUGCUAGCCAGUUAUUUUGUUGUCCUUUCCCCCCUCAGUUGGAAUUGUAUCGGGAUAGUUUUAUACGUCCGUUUUCUAUCUGUCAUAUGAAUAUAUAAAUUAAGCAAAACAUAUUUUUGACCUUUUUGAAGGCCCUUUAUCGGGGAAAAGGAUGUCGAAGCGGUUGCGGAACAGCGAGGUUUGCGCUGAUUGUAGCGUUCCAGAGCCUCGCUGGGCCUCGGUGAACAGGGGGGUGCUCGUCUGUGACGAGUGCUGCAGCGUCCACCGCAGCCUCGGGCGCCACAGCUCCCAGGUGCGCCACCUGACCCACACGCCCUGGCCUCCCACCCAGCUGCAGAUGGUGCAGACGCUGUACAACAACGGCGCCAACGCCAUAUGGGAGCACUCCCUGCUGGACCCCGCCUCCAUCAUGAGCGGCAAGAGGAAGGCCAACCCGCAGGACAAAGUGCACCCAAACAAGACGGAGUUCAUCAAGGCCAAAUAUCAGAUGCUGGCGUUCGUCCACCGGAUGCCCUGUCGGGACGACGACAGCCUGACGGCGAAGGACCUGAGCAAGCAACUCCACUCGAGCGUGCGGACGGGUAACCUAGAGACGUGUCUGAGGUUGCUGUCCCUGGGGGCCCAGGCCAACUUCUUCCACCCGGAGAAGGGGAACUCCCCCCUGCAUGUGGCCGCCAAGGCGGGCCAGGUGUCCCAGGCGGAGCUGCUCACUGUUUACGGGGCCGACCCGGGGGCCCCCGACUCCAGCGGCAAGACCCCCAUCGACUAUGCAAGGCAAGCCGGGCACCCCGACCUCGCCGACAGACUGGUGGAGAUUCAGUACGAGCUCACCGACAGGCUAGCAUUCUACCUGUGCGGGAGGAAGCCAGAUCAUAAAAGCGGACAACACUUCAUAAUCCCCCAGAUGGCCGACAGGAACAUCAGUCUGGAUUUAUCAGAACUGGCCAAAGCAGCGAAGAAAAAGCUCCAAUCUCUCAGCAACCACCUGUUUGAAGAGCUGGCGAUGGACGUGUACGACGAGGUGGACAGACGGGAGACCGACGCUGUAUGGCUAGCGACUCAGAACCACAGCACGCUGGUGACAGAAACGACAGUCGUGCCUUUCCUCCCUGUGAACCCUGAAUAUUCAUCGACAAGAAACCAGGGACGGCAGAAGCUUGCGCGGUUCAAUGCACACGAGUUUGCCACGCUCGUCAUCGAUAUUUUAAGUGACGCAAAGCGUCGGCAGCUGGGAAAUUCUGUUGCGAGCCCGAAAGAAAACGUGGAGCUAAUCCUGAAGGGCAUCAGCAGUCGCCAUGGAAGCGAAGGACAGGAGGUCGACCAGCCCGACUACGACAGCGUGGCGUCGGACGAAGACACAGAUCAAGAGCCGCCUUCUGGCAAAGGGGACCGGACCAAGAGCGUGGACUCGGACCAGUCGGACGGACCAAUCACGGCACAGGAGUUCCUGGAGGUGAAGAACGCCCUGAGCGCCUCGGAGGCCAAGAUCCAGCAGCUGAUGAAGGUCAACAGCAACCUGAGCGACGAGCUGCGAUUCAUGCAGAAAAAGCUGCACUCUCUGCAAAGCGAGAACUUCUCUCUGCGGCGUCAGGUCGCGGCCGGUAUGUGUCAGGCCCCCGGCGGGGCGGACUACCCCGACCCCUGCGGCCCCGCCCCCCUCAAGCGCCGGCCGUCCGGGCGGGGCAGCCGGCCCAUGUCAAUGUAUGAGACCGGCUCGGGCCUGAAGCCCUAUCUCCCCAAGGGAGAGGCCCCGUACCCCGAGGAGGGCACCCCCAGCCUGCAGCCCUUCCCGCCUCAUAUCGGGAGAGGGGCUUUUGUGACCACCUCUUCAUCCCUCCCCUCCUUCCCCACCACCCUGUCCUGGUCACGGGACGAGAGCACGCAAAGGGCGUCCAAACUGGAGAAGCAGAGCAGCAUGCCGGACAGCGACUAUGACAACACGACCAACGACGCUGAGCUGGACGAUUCGGGCCUGGGACGGAAGAGCAAGCUGAGGACCAGCGGCUGGCAGGGGGAGGGCUCCAUCCCGGAGCUGGACGACCUGGAGGUGGAGCCGGACCCCGCCCUGCCCAGCACGGAGGACGUCAUCCGGAAGACGGAGCAGAUCACCAAGAACAUCCAGGAGCUUCUGCGCGCGGCGCAGGAGAACAAGCACGAGAGCUUUAUACCGUGUUCAGAAAGAAUACAUGUUGCUGUGACGGAAAUGGCGGCCUUGUUUCCCAAGAAGCCGCGGUCGGAGACGGUGCGCGGCUCGCUGCGCUUGCUCACCUCCAGCGCGCACCGGCUGCAGGGGGAGUGUCGGAAGGCGGCCCCCCCGGACAGCAGCCCCGCCCCCGGCCCCGACAUGCAGCUGGUCACCCAGCAGGUCAUCCAGUGCGCCUACGACAUCGCCAAGGCCGCCAAGCAGCUGGUCACCAUCACCACCAAAGAGAACAACAACUGACCCGCCCGCGCGUGCCCGGCCAGGGAGGGCCCCUCCCCCUGACCCGAAGGCCUGACGUUUCCGCUCGGUCACCAGGGUAACCAGCCCUGUGUCUGGAGAUCCGCCAGCCUUUUCAGUUCAACCCUAAUGUGGCGCACCUGACUCAACAAAGAUCAGCCCCACAAAGAUCUCAAGCUGUUGAAUGAGGUGUGGGCUUUGUUAGGGUUGGAGUGAAAACCUACAGGACGGUAGAUCUCCAGGAACAGGGUUGGUUACCGCUGUGCUAGGUUUAACAUAUAUUUUAUUUUGCUUUAUUUUAUUUUUUUAAUAUGUAACAAUUGGAGACAUUAACAAUUUUCGUUGUCUUUUUUUUUUGUUUUCUAUUUUCUAUCAGUAUUAUUACUUAUUUGCAUGUUAUUUUUUUAUUUAAAAGAAAAUAAAAAAAAUUUAAAAAGGUAUAGCUGAACGCCAGGGUGCGAAGCCCACACUGCAGCAGUGUUACGUGCAGUUCACGCUCACGGAAAAGCAGAACUGUAAAGGGCAUUGGCGUUUGUUUUCGAAUGGAUACGCUUCCCCCUGCCCCCCCCCCCCCCCCCCUCCCCCGAGUACACAAAAGGACAGCAUGCUUGGCCACUUCGGACAGGACGGCAGGCAGAACAGCCUACAGAGGAGGACGCUUUGAAGACUUUUGAGGGGAAUUCUUUUUGGAGUGUCCUUCAAAUUCGGAUAGUGGGAAGCGGCAGCUCCUUUGGAGACCAGUCAUCUUAUAAUGGGAUCCUGCACAGCAUCGUUACCAGACCGUGCCCCGUCUUUUCCUCCUGCCACCCCCCCCCCCACCCCCUUAAAGCCAUAAGUAGUGUUAUAUCUCAAGUGCUAAUAUACCUCAUGCUUUUUACAGUAUUGUUCAUGUCACCCCUGCACAACAUUGACAAAACAACAAAAAAAAAAACU
Messenger RNA from Anguilla anguilla (European eel), 3781 nucleotides. It is a transcript of the gene git2a, whose product is annotated as G protein-coupled receptor kinase interacting ArfGAP 2a. The transcript has 21 exons. Bases 560 to 2851 code for a protein of 763 amino acids. Gene Ontology annotation, biological process: regulation of ARF protein signal transduction; brain development. Gene Ontology annotation, molecular function: GTPase activator activity; protein binding. The record is from RefSeq and is a predicted model, not a curated record. Lineage: Eukaryota; Metazoa; Chordata; Actinopteri; Anguilliformes; Anguillidae.